AUGGCCCCAAAACGUUCUAGAAUGGGCAAGAAGUCCGAUUCUAGUAUGAACGUAUCCAAAACUAAAAGAAAAAAUUCCUCUAAAAAAGCGUUUAGAGGUGUAGUUGACGAUGAUGACGCCUCUCUAAAGCCACUAGACCAUUACGAAGAAUCUCUUUCUGAUGAAGAAAAUUUUGAAGCUCUGGGACUACCAAAGUCAUUCACUCCCGAAAUCUCUGAUGAUGAAGCUUAUGAAGACCAGGAUGAAGGGAGUGAAGAGGAAGAUGAGGAGGAAGAUCGCGUAGAUUGGGGGAAAAAACUAAAGAACUAUUACGUCGAUGGCUCUGAUGACGAUUCUGAUGAAGAGGCCAUAAACGACAGAAUAGAAGAAGCAAAAAAGAUAGCUAGUGAACUCUAUGAGAAUGUCGAUGAUGAGGAUGCAGAUAUUGAUAAUUAUGACGUUGAAGAUCACAAGGAAGAUCCUGUCGAAUUUGACACGCUGCUAAAAAGCUUGUCUGAAUCAUUGAAUGCUCAGCGCGAAGCCUCAGAGCUUCCAGAGGACUUUUUUGAUUUAAGUGAUAGGGAUAAGAAAGAGUUCCUAUCGAAUGAACAUCCUGAAUUUUUGGAGCUUCUAAGAGAGUUUAAAGAGAAAUCUGACAUUUCAAAUGAACAGAUUAUGAAAAUUUUAAGCGCUCCUGAUUCACUUAAACUUUGCACCAAAGAUGGUAUGGAGUAUUUGGACAUAAGAAAUGAGCUACUUCUUAUGUAUGUAUCAUAUUUAACAUACUACUUGUUGUUAAAGACCCAUGGAAUAUCAAUUGAGAACCAUCCUGUAAUCAAUAGAUUGUUGGAGUUGAGGAUUAUGCUAGACAAGGCUAAACCUAUAGAAUCCAGGUUACAAUAUCAGAUCACCAAAUUACUGGAAGACAAAGAUUAUGAAGUUGAUACAACACAACUACGUUCGAGAUUGGACCUCAUGGAAGAUGAAGAGGAUCAAUCCGCCGUAUACAAACCACCAAAGAAUGCAGUAAUGGGAGAAGUUUCUGGUAAUAUGUUUAUGGAACGAACGGGCAAGCCAUCAAAGGACGAAAUGCGUGAAAGAAAGCGUCAAUCAUAUUUGGAGGGUGAAGAAAACGGUGAGAGCGAUGUUCUAGCUACAAAGGCAGCAAAAUUCAUGAAGAAGAUGGCGGAAAGAGAGAGAUACGAAAUGGAAUCAAUGAGACGUUUGCCAAUGAACAAAAAGGCUAAAAGAGAAAUGAGAAUGUUUGCGAGGGAGCAGAAAAAUUUGUUAUCUGGUUGUUCACUGCAGCACUUGAGUUCGUUUGCUUCUGAUGCCAUGAAGACAUCCGGAAAAACACUUUCAGCGUCAGCUGGGCUAAAUGCUGCUGCGCAACGUAUGAGACAGAACAUUCUAAUCUCAGAGGGGAAAAAUAUUGCACAUGCUUCAUCUAUCUCAACUCAUGGAAAGGAUAAAUCGCAUAAUAAGGACGAGGCUUAUAACCCUGCUCCGAAAUUAACAUUUGAUGACGAAAUAACACGCAUUCAAGGUCUUCACGCCAAAGAAAAAUCAAGGAAAAAUACCAAAAUCCUCAAGCUUAGAUCGGAUGAGAUUGUUCCAGGGAAAAGGGACAUUGGUAAGGAUAUAAUGAAGAACAAGGGUUUAACUGUCAAGCGUGAUAAAACCAAGGGAAAUGCAAGAGUUAGCAAUCGCAAAAAGUUUGAAAAGAAACAAAAAGUAUUCAAUGCAGUCAAUGCUUCUAGGCGUUCAGAAGGUAGUAGCUAUUCUGGUGAAGAUACGGGAAUUAACGCCAGGAAAAAGAAGUCUUUAACUAUGUGA
Molecule: messenger RNA, 1815 nt
Organism: Theileria equi strain WA
Lineage: Eukaryota; Apicomplexa; Aconoidasida; Piroplasmida; Theileriidae
Exons: 7
Coding region: 1-1815 (604 amino acids)
Biological process (GO): maturation of SSU-rRNA from tricistronic rRNA transcript (SSU-rRNA, 5.8S rRNA, LSU-rRNA)
Cellular component (GO): small-subunit processome; nucleolus
Source: RefSeq, a predicted model, not a curated record